AUGAAAAAAAAUUACAGUGUUCUAGAUGAUGAAGAGAAAUUAAAUGAUUAUGAUUAUAAUAUAAGUUACAGAGAAUAUAAAAAAACUAUAAGAAAUUUGCAAAUAAAAUUUGAAAAAGAUUUAAGUGAAUUGAAAGAAAGGAUAAAUUUGUAUGAAAACAAUAUACAAAAAAAAAAUGAAAAUGAUAUAUAUGAAUUUAUAUCUAAUAAUAAAAAAAAAAUAGAAGAAUUAGAAAAUUGUCAUAAAAAUGGUAUAGAAAAUUUAUUUAUAAUGAAAAGUUACUUUAGUAAAAAUAGUACUUAUUCUAUAGAAAUUGAUAGAUAUCUAAGUAUUUUUGAUAAAUUUAAAAUUCAGUUACAAAGCAUAAAAAAUACAUUUGAUAAAAUAUACCUCAAUUGUAAUAUAUAUAUAAAAAAAGAAAAUAAUAAAUUUAUUAAUAAUAAUGAAAUUAAUCAUGUAUUUAAAGAAAGAAAUGCAUUAGAAUAUUCUUUAAAAGAGUUAGACAAUAUUAUAUCAAUUGGCGAAAAUACAAAUUUUAAGUUAAAAAAUCAAAAUUAUCAUAUUAUGCAACAUAUAAAAAAAAUAAAUCAAUUAAAUUCAUAUUUGCCUCAAAUACAAAAAAUUUUAAAAAAAAUUAAAUAUUACAACUUAAAAAGGAUAAUUAUUUUAUCUGUAACUAUAUCAUUAUGCAUAUUUUUUUUUUUUAUAUUUAAAUAA
This is a messenger RNA of Plasmodium gallinaceum, 717 nucleotides long. RefSeq names its product conserved Plasmodium protein, unknown function. Lineage: Eukaryota; Apicomplexa; Aconoidasida; Haemosporida; Plasmodiidae. Gene Ontology annotation, cellular component: Golgi medial cisterna; Golgi membrane; cis-Golgi network. The coding region runs from base 1 to 717 and encodes 238 amino acids. Gene Ontology annotation, biological process: endoplasmic reticulum to Golgi vesicle-mediated transport; vesicle fusion. The record is from RefSeq and is a predicted model, not a curated record. Gene Ontology annotation, molecular function: SNAP receptor activity. The transcript has a single exon.